Molecule: messenger RNA, 1203 nt
Organism: Aspergillus calidoustus
Lineage: Eukaryota; Fungi; Ascomycota; Eurotiomycetes; Eurotiales; Aspergillaceae
Source: the annotation of a GenBank genome assembly
AUGCCCGCCAAGUUUCUCCCUCCACAAUCCAGUACAACGCCAGCUACCCCGCUUCCUUAUACGGCGUCACCAUGGAAGCUGAUGUGGGAGGACAUACUCCUCGUCUUACGAAGCCUUUGGGCAGUACUGAACGUCAUUUUGCCUCUCACGCCUUACAACUCCGGUGAUCUGGAUGAGCUGUACCCGUCGCCACGCAAUCUAGCCAACCUGGCAUUUCAGCUUGUUAUCAGCUUGCUCCAAGUCAUCUUCCUGAUCUCGAUACCCGUCCUCAUUAUCUGUAUGGCGCCUACUUUAUGGACUUGCGUCUACAUAGGUGGUUUCAUACUUGCCAAUAGGGCUCUGUGCGACUUACUCGUGAAUCGAGGAUCCACCGUGCUGGUGUCCCGGUUUCCAGAACACGAGUGCCCCGAGCAUAGAGGUGAGCAUUGGGUAUUCAUUAACGGGGUAGCUUGUGGGCAGACUUGGCUUCAGUCGAACAUCGACCGUCUGGGCAUUACUUUCGGCAGAAGGGUUUAUGGUGCUCAUAACCCUACGGCCGGACUUGUGUUUGACCUUCUUCAGUGCCUUCUCCAGAGGGAUUUCUCUUACGCAACGCAGGAUGUCAGGGAUGCCUACGUUCAUUUAAGAGCUGCGUUAGUGGAUCCCGAAAACAAAAAGGUGGUCCUGAUACUCCACAGCCAAGGAGGGAUCGAAGGCGGACUAAUAGUGGACUGGCUACUGGACGAGAUACCUCAAGGUCUGCUCCGCAAGCUUGAGAUUUACACAUUCGGAAACGCCGCCAAUCACUUCAACAACCCGUACAGAAAUCUUCCUGCUGGGAAAAAGAACAGUCAGUGCUCAAAUGUUCGAAACACAAGACUCCACGAACCUGACAAUACUAUCUUACACAUCGAGCAUUACGCCAAUUCAAGAGAGUUUGUAAGUGUAUUGGGUGUUCUGAACUUCGCCAACAUAGUGAAUCGGUACAUGGGUCAGGUGUUCGUCCGUCCUGGGACUGGCCACAUGUUUAACCAACAUUACAUGGAUACUAUGUUUACCCUGGGGGCAGACGGUAAAGUUCUCGACACGAAUGAAUUCAUGGAUAUGGAAAUCGACGUCCCAGAUUCUGGCUCGGAAGGCUCAAGUGCCUCUACGCGGCGCGCAAGAGUUGCUAAUCUCAGUCGUUUGUGGGUGUAUAGAAAUGGUGGAUCCCCAGAUUGCUGA